Haliaeetus leucocephalus (bald eagle) is the source of this 1158-nucleotide messenger RNA. It is a transcript of the gene CACNG3, whose product is annotated as calcium channel, voltage-dependent, gamma subunit 3. Lineage: Eukaryota; Metazoa; Chordata; Aves; Accipitriformes; Accipitridae. The coding region runs from base 24 to 971 and encodes 315 amino acids. Gene Ontology annotation, cellular component: AMPA glutamate receptor complex; postsynaptic density membrane. Gene Ontology annotation, biological process: transmission of nerve impulse; regulation of AMPA receptor activity; calcium ion transport. Gene Ontology annotation, molecular function: voltage-gated calcium channel activity; channel regulator activity. The transcript has 4 exons. The record is from RefSeq and is a predicted model, not a curated record.
CCGCCGCCGUAGGAUGAAGCAGCAUGAGGAUGUGUGACAGAGGCGUCCAGAUGCUCAUCACCACGGUGGGAGCCUUCGCAGCCUUCAGCCUGAUGACCAUCGCCGUGGGCACCGACUACUGGCUCUACUCGCGCGGCGUGUGCAGGACUAAGUCCACGAGCGACAACGACACGAGCCGCAAGAACGAGGAGGUGAUGACCCACUCGGGGCUCUGGAGGACGUGCUGCCUGGAAGGAACCUUCCGAGGAGUGUGCAAGAAAAUCGACCACUUCCCCGAGGAUGCGGAUUACGAGCAAGACACGGCCGAGUAUCUCCUCCGUGCAGUGAGAGCAUCCAGCAUCUUCCCCAUCCUCAGCGUGGGUCUGCUGUUCUUCGGAGGCCUGUGCGUGGCGGCCAGCGAGUUCUACAAGAGCAAACACAACGUCAUCCUCAGCGCCGGCAUCUUCUUUGUCUCUGCAGGUCUCAGCAACAUCAUCGGGAUCAUAGUCUACAUCUCGGCCAACGCGGGGGACCCGGGGCAGAGCGACUCCAAGAAGAGCUACUCCUACGGCUGGUCCUUCUACUUCGGAGCCCUGUCCUUCAUCAUCGCCGAGAUGGUGGGGGUGAUCGCUGUGCACAUGUACAUCGAGAAGCACCGCCAGAUCCGCGCCAAGUCCCACUCGGAGCUGCUGAAGAAGUCGGCCUUCACCCGCCUCCCCCCCUACAGGUACCGCUUCCGCCGGCGGUCCAGCUCCCGCUCCACCGAGCCCCGGUCCCGGGACAUGUCACCCGUCAGCAAGGGGUUCAGCACCAUCCCCUCCACCGACAUCUCCAUGUUCACCCUCUCCAGGGAUCCCUCCAAGGUCACCAUGGGGACGCUGCUCAACUCGGAGCGGGACCACGGUUUUUUACAGGUCCAUAACUCCAUCCCCAAAGAGUUCAAGGAGUCUUUGCACAACAACCCGGCCAACAGACGAACCACGCCGGUCUGAGGCGGGCAGGGGCGUUUUGUCAGGCUGCAUGACAUCAUCCUCGUGACGGUGUAACCCGUGAAAUCCCGUUUUUAAGGACAAAUCCAGAUGGCUCCCCGUGCCCCUACCCGCGGGGCUGGUUUUUCACUCCCGAAAUGCCACUGGCCGGGCCAGGCCACUGCGCCCACGGUGGGACCGGGACCCCCGC